AUGUGGGCGCUGUGCUUGUGGCUGAGUAUUGUGGGGGUGCUGCAGCCGGUCGGGGGGCUCCGUCUUCAUCCCGGGUCCCUAGGAGCGGAGUGGACGUACGGUUGGAGGGGUCCUCCUCCGAUGAAGGGGGAUGUAGAGCUGAGUGAGGACGGACAGCUCAGGCUGCAGACUAGGACACCGUGUGAGAGGUUGUCUUCUCUAUCCGAUCCCUUGUUCCUCCAGCUGAGAUCUCGGACAUUGGGGGUCUCCUUAUCUAUCAGGACGGAGGUGUAUGGACAUGGACAAGACUGCUACUUCAAGUACCGGAGGAAGAGUCCCUGUCCGGUGGACUUGGUGUACAGCGAUCAUCCCGGGGUGUCCCGGUGUCUCCCGGCAAUCUAUAACCGCACUCGGGAGCUCUUAGGAUCUGUACUUGGAGUGUCGGGAUGCCAGGUGCAGCGAUCUUCAAUGGUCAGCUGCAUUGUCCCUGGCACCCCGAUGCAUCUGCUGUGCCCGGCUAAUGCUGGAUCACCUAGGAGCUUCCUAGUGCGGGUCAAGAUAGAGCCUAAGGGACAGCAGGGCUGGAGGGGGCCCAGGGGCCACAGGAGGCUUAGGAGGAGCAUCAACAACAGCCCCCAGUUCCAGCUCCAUAACUAUCAGGCUUCUGUGCCCGAGAACGAGCCGGCAGGGACAAGGGUGACCUCUCUGCGAGCCACCGAUCAGGACCAAGGAGAUGCGGGACGGGUGGAGUAUUUCUUGGAGGCUUUGCUUGACAGCAGGUCCUUCGACUACUUUGAGAUCGAUCCCGAGACUGGCACAGUCACCACCACCCAGGCACUGGACAGGGAGACAAAGGACACCCAUGUUUUUAAGGUGACGGCCACAGACUUUGGUUCCCCUAGAAGAUCGGCCUUUACCUUCCUGACGGUGACAGUAAGUGACACCAAUGACCACAUCCCGGUGUUUGAACAAUCGGAGUAUAGAGAGAACAUCAGGGAGAACCUAGAAAUAGGCUACGAGGUGAUGACAGUCAGAGCUACAGAUGGAGAUGCCCCCUCUAAUGCCAACUUGCUGUACAGGCUGGUCAUUGCUGAUGGAGUGAACUCAAUCUUUGAAAUAGACCCCAGGUCUGGGGUGGUGAGGACCAAGGGGCAGGUGGACAGGGAGACAGUUACCGACUACCAGCUUAUAAUAGAGGCCAACGACCAGGGCAAGGACCCAGGACCUAAAAGUGCCACAGCCACUGUGUACAUCUUUGUAGAAGAUGAAAAUGAUAACUACCCCCAAUUUACAGAAAAACGUUAUGUAGUGCAGGUGCCUGAAAAUGUCAACCCCAACACCAAGAUCCUGCAAGUCCAGGCCACAGACAAGGACAAGGGGAACAAUGCCAUUGUCCACUACAGCAUUGUGAGUGGGAACAUCAAAGGGCAGUUUUAUAUCCAUUCAUUUACUGGGGACAUUGAUGUAAUUUACCCCCUGGACUAUGAGGCAGUGAGGGAAUACUCCCUGAGGAUCAAAGCCCAAGAUGGUGGACGCCCUCCACUCAUUAACACCACUGGCAUGGUCUCUGUGCAAGUUGUAGAUGUCAAUGACAACGCUCCCAUCUUUGUCAGCACCCCAUUCCAGGCCACUGUCCUAGAGAACGUUCCAAUAGGAUAUUCUGUAGCCCACAUCCAAGCCAAUGAUGCAGACUCUGGUGACAAUGCCCGCAUACAGUACAGCCUAACUGACGUUCCUCCAAAUUUUCCCUUUGUCAUCAACAAUAACACUGGUUGGAUCACUGUGUCUUCAGAACUGGACAGGGAAAUGGUGGAGUUUUAUAGCUUUGGGGUUGAGGCCAGAGAUAAUGGCAAUCCAGUGAUGACUUCCUCAGCCAGUGUGACUAUAACCUUGCUGGAUGUAAAUGACAACAACCCCACCUUCACAGAGAAAGUCUACCAGCUGAGGCUCAAUGAGGAUGCUGCUGUAGGGAGCAGUGUCCUUACAAUGACAGCUGUGGACAGGGAUGUGAACAGUGUGGUGACAUACCAGAUCACCAGUGGGAACACCAGAAACCGAUUUUCAAUCACCAGUCAGAGUGGGGGUGGACUGAUCACUCUGGCUCUUCCUCUGGAUUACAAGCAAGAGAAGCAGUAUGUCCUCACUGUCACAGCCUCUGAUGGCACACGUUCUGACACUGUCCUGGUCUUCAUCAAUGUCACUGAUGCCAAUACCCACAGACCAGUGUUUCAGAGCUCCCAUUACACAGUGAGUGUGAGUGAAGACAAGCCCAUAGGCACCUCUAUAGUUUCCAUAAGUGCUACUGAUGAAGACACUGGAGAAAAUGCUAGAAUAACCUAUAUCAUGGAAGAUAACAUCCCUCAGUUCAGGAUAGAUCCUGACACAGGGACUAUUACCUCAUUGGUAGAGUUGGACUAUGAGGACCAGGCAGCCUACACCUUGGCUAUCACUGCUAAGGACAAUGGGAUUCCACAGAAGUCUGACACCACCUAUGUUGAGAUACUGAUUUUGGAUGCCAAUGACAAUACUCCUCAGUUCCAGAGGGACAGGUAUCAAGGAGUUGUCUUUGAGGAUGUACCAGUGUCCACCAGUGUCCUUCAAAUAUCUGCUACAGACAGGGACUCUGGCAUGAAUGGCAGGGUCACCUAUACAUUCCAGGGAGGGGAUGAUGGAGAUGGAGACUUCUACAUUGAACCUACCUCUGGUAUAAUCAGGACCAACCGACGACUGGACAGAGAAAAUGUACCUGUGUACAACCUCAAAGCCUAUGCUGUGGACAGGGGGAACCCACCAUUGAAAGCUCCUGUGGACGUCCAGGUGACUGUCCUGGACAUCAAUGACAACCCCCCAGUGUUUGAAAAAGACGAGCUGGAUAUUUUCGUGGAGGAAAAUAGCCCUGUAGGGAAAUCUGUAGCCAAGAUAACAGCAACUGAUCCAGAUGAAGGAACCAAUGCCCGAAUAAUGUACCAAAUUGUGGAAGGGAACAACCCUGAGGUUUUCCACCUGGACCUCUUCACAGGAGACCUAACUGCCUUAAUCGAUUUAGAUUAUGAAGUGAAGACAGAAUAUGUCAUCGUGGUCCAGGCCACCUCAGCCCCCUUGGUCAGCAGGGCCACAAUCCAUGUGAAACUGUUGGACAAGAACGACAAUGACCCAGUCCUGCAGGAUUUUGAAAUCAUUUUUAACAACUAUGUGACCAACAAGUCCAACAGUUUUCCAUCAGGGGUGAUUGGGAAAAUCCCUGCCUAUGACCCCGAUGUCUCUGAUACAUUACACUACAGCUUUGAACAGGGGAAUGAGCUGAAUCUUCUCGUACUCAAUCCUUCUACUGGAGAACUCAAGUUAAGUCGGGACUUGGACAACAAUCGACCACUAGAAGCUCUCAUGAGAGUCUCUGUUUCAGAUGGUAUUCAUAGUGUUACUGCUCACUGCACUCUACGUGUUACCAUCAUCACAGAUGACAUGCUGACCAAUAGCAUCACCGUCCGAUUGGAAAAUAUGUCCCAGGAGAAGUUUCUAUCUCCGCUUCUAUCUCGGUUUGUGGAAGGGGUGGCAACUGUGCUGUCUACUACCAAGGAGGGCAUUUUUGUCUUUAAUAUUCAGAAUGAUACGGAUGUAAGCUCCAACAUCCUGAAUGUGACAUUCUCUGCCCUACUACCUGGAGGAGUCCGCAACAAGUUCUUCCAUUCUGAGGAUUUACAAGAACAAAUUUAUCUGAACAGGACCCUGCUCACCAUGAUUUCCACCCAACGUGUUCUGCCAUUUGAUGAUAAUAUAUGUCUCAGGGAACCUUGUGAGAAUUACAUGAAAUGUGUAUCGGUGCUAAAGUUUGAUAGCUCCGCACCUUUCAUAACUUCUAAUACAGUGCUUUUCCGACCUAUUCAUCCAAUCAAUGGAUUACGCUGCCGCUGCCCCCCUGGAUUUACUGGGGACUAUUGUGAAACAGAGAUUGACCUCUGUUACUCCAACCCUUGUGGCAAGAAUGGGCUGUGUCGAAGUAGGGAAGGUGGAUAUUCUUGCGAGUGCAAUGAAGAAUACACAGGAGAAAACUGCGACGUGAGUUCACGUUCUGGACGCUGUGUACCAGGGGUCUGCAAAAAUGGUGGCACGUGCAUUAAUCUCCUUAUUGGUGGUUUUACGUGCAAGUGUGCCCCAGGAGAGUUUGAGAAGCCAUACUGCGAAAUGACCACUAGAAGCUUUCCCCCGCAGUCCUUUGUUACUUACAAAGGAUUAAGACAGCGUUUCCAUUUCACUAUUUCUCUCAUGUUUGCUACCAGGGAGCGGAAUGCACUGAUACUUUACAAUGGCAGGUUUAAUGAAAAGCAUGACUUCAUUGCACUGGAAAUUAUUGAGGAGCAAAUCCAACUGACUUUCUCAGCAGGUGAAAGCACUACAAAAGUCAGUCCUUACAUUGAAGGAGGAGUCAGUGAUGGACAAUGGCAUUCUGUACAAGUGCAGUACUACAAUAAGCCCAACAUUGGAAGGCAGGGUAUUCCUCAUGGACCCUCUGGGGAGAAGGUUGCUGUAGUGACAGUGGAUGAUUGUGACACAGCAGUAGCUGUGCGUUUUGGAAAUAUUAUCAAGAACUACACAUGUGCCGCCCAGGGAACCCAAACUGGAUCCAAGAAGUCACUUGACUUAACUGGGCCACUGUUGCUUGGAGGUGUUCCUGACUUGCCUGAGGACUUCCCAGUGCAGAACAGGCAUUAUAUUGGCUGCAUGAGGAAUUUAACGAUCGACAGCAAACCCAUAGACUUGGCUAGUUAUAUAGCCAACAAUGGCACCCUAGCAGGUUGUCCUGCAAAGAGGAAUUUCUGUGACACCAGUGUUUGUCAGAAUGGAGGCACAUGUGUUAACAAGUGGAACACCCACUACUGUGACUGUCCUUUACGUUUUGGAGGGAAAAACUGUGAGCAUGCUUUGCCAUUUCCACAACGUUUUCAAGGAGAUGGGAUUGUUAUAUUGGCUGAUAUAGAAAUCACAAUGUCUGUGCCAUGGUUUAUCGGGCUGAUGUUCAGAACCCGUCAAGCUAGUGGCAUGUUGAUGCAGGCUAAUGCAGGGUCUUCUAGGAUUAAUAUCCAGGUGGUAAACAAUCACAUUCAGUUUGAAGUGUACAGUGGUUUCAGCCAUGUAGCUAGUAUGAAAAUCCAUCAGACCCGAGUCACUGAUGGCGAAUGGCACCACCUACUCAUAGAACUGAAAAGCUCUAAGGACGGAAAGGACAUCAAGUAUCUGGCCAUUAUGUAUCUGGACUAUGGAAUUUAUCAGAACUCUGUGGAAAUUGGUAACGAUCUGCCAGGGUUAAAACUGAAAACCAUCUUUGUUGGUGGUUUGUCUGAAUCUAAAGGCUUCAUAACACAAGGAUUUAAUGGUUGUAUGAAGGGAGUAAGAAUGGGAGAAACAUCAACCAACACAGGAACCCUAAACAUGAAUAAAGCAAGUGCCAUCAAUGUGGAAAGUGGCUGCGAAGUAGAUAAUCCCUGUGAUUCAAAUCUAUGCCCAUACCACAGUGACUGCAGUGAUGAGUGGAACAGCUUUUCUUGUAUUUGUGAACCAGGCUUCUUUGGGAGAGACUGUGUUGAUGUGUGCAGCCUGAACCCUUGUGAGCAUGUUUCUACUUGUGCUAAAAAGCCGAGCUCUUCUCAUGGAUACACUUGUGAAUGCGGAGCAAGUUACUAUGGACAAUACUGUGAGAACAAAGUGGAUUUGCCCUGUCCUAGAGGCUGGUGGGGCAAUCCAAUUUGUGGACCCUGUAACUGUGAUGUGAGCAAAGGCUUUGAUCCAGACUGCAAUAAGACAAGUGGAGAGUGCCGCUGCAAAGAUAAUUAUUAUAGACCACAGGAGAGUGACACUUGUUACCCAUGUGACUGCUUUCCAUCUGGCGCUUAUGAGCGUGGCUGUGACAUGGAGACAGGACAGUGCCCAUGUAAAGCUGGUGUUAUUGGCCGCCAGUGUAACCGUUGUGACAAUCCUUUUGCGCAGGUUACUAAUCAAGGCUGUGAAGUGAUUUACAAUGGAUGUCCCAAAGCCUUCGAGGCUGGAAUCUGGUGGCCACAGACCAAGUUUGGUCAACCAGCUGCUGUUCCAUGCCCUAAGGGAUCUGUGGGCAAUGCGAUCCGUCACUGCAGUGAGGAAAAAGGCUGGCUUCCUCCUGAACUCUUCAACUGCACCACACUGACCUUCUUGGAACUGAAAACUCUGAAUGAAAAGCUUCACCGAAAUGAGACCAGUUUGGAUGGUGCCAAGUCCAUUGAAAUCGCUAGAGUCCUGCAAAAUGCCACCAACCACACAAGGACCUUCUAUGGCAAUGACAUCAGAACUAGCUAUCAGAUGCUUGUGAGGGUGCUUCAGUAUGAGAGUCAGAAACAAGGCUUUGACUUGGCAGCUACAAGGGAUGUGGAGUUUAAUGAGAAUGUCAUCCAUGCAGGCAGUGCCAUAUUGGAUCACAGCAACAAAGAUCACUGGGACCACAUUCAAAGAACUGAAGGGGGCACUGCCCAUUUGCUAAAGCACUAUGAAGAAUAUGCUAACAAUGUGGCCAGGAAUAUGAAAAAGACUUAUAUGAAGCCUUUUGUCAUUGUCACCAAAAAUAUUAUCAUUGCCGUCGACAUAUUUGACAAGGCUAAUUUCAGUGGAGCCAGAGUACCUGAGUUUAGUACAAUAUAUGAAGAUUAUCCUAAGGAUUUGCAGUCAUCAGUCCUGUUCCCCGACACUCUGUUUAAACCUCCGGAAAGAAAAGCUCUUCCUACAAUGAAACCACCAAAUCAGAAUUAUCCCAGCAGUGAGGAUGAAUAUGACUCUCAUCUGUCCAGGAGAAAAAAGAGGCAGCCAGAUCCAUCAAACCAACACGCAGUUGCUAUGGUGAUUGUUUACCGCUCUCUGGGCCAGCUAUUGCCAGAACAUUAUGAUCCCGACCGCAGAAGUCUGAGAGUACCUAAUCGUCCAGUCAUUAAUACACCUAUUGUGAGUGCAGUCGUGCACAAUGAAGGAGAGCUACUACCACCACCACAACUAGACAGGCUCUUCAUCCUGGAAUAUACACUGUUAGAGACUGAGGAGAGAACCAAACCUGUGUGUGUCUUCUGGAAUCACUCCAUCAUAGUUGGAGGCGUUGGAGGAUGGUCUUCCAAAGGCUGUGAACUGCUUUCCAGAAAUAAAAGUCACGUGUCCUGUCAGUGUAACCACAUGACCAGCUUUGCUGUAUUAAUGGAUAUUUCCAAACGAGAGAACGGUGAGGUUCUACCUCUCAGGAUUAUCACCUACACCUCCGUGUCAGUCUCACUGGUGGCUCUGCUGUUGACUUUCAUCCUGCUGGUUAUCAUCAGAACUCUGCGUUCCAACAUUCACAAUAUCCACAAAAACCUGGUGGCUGCCCUCUUCUUCUCUGAGCUGGUGUUUCUCAUUGGAAUCAACCAGACUGAAAAUCCAUUUGUGUGCACAGUGAUUGCCAUCCUCCUCCACUACUUCUAUAUGAGCACCUUUGCCUGGAUGUUUGUUGAAGGACUGCACAUUUACCGCAUGUUGACGGAAGUCCGAAACAUUGACACAGGUCAUAUGCGCUUCUACUAUGUUGUUGGCUACGGUAUACCAGCCAUCAUUACAGGGCUUGCUGUAGGUCUGGACCCUCAGGGAUAUGGGAACCCUGAUUUCUGCUGGUUAUCAGUACAUGACACUCUCAUCUGGAGUUUUGCUGGUCCUAUUGGCAUUGUAGUCGCUAUAAAUAUAAUCAUCUUUGUAUUGGCUGUGAAGACAUCGUGUGGUCGAAGGCAACGAAUGUUUGAGAAAACCGGAGUUCUCUCUACACUGAGAACGGCAUUCCUAUUACUGCUUCUAAUCAGUGCCACGUGGUUAUUGGGGCUUAUGGCAGUCAACAGCGAUGUCAUGACCUUUCACUACCUCUUUGCCAUCUUCAGCUGUAUGCAGGGUCUUUUCAUCUUCUUUUUCCACUGCAUCUUUAACAAAGAAGUGAGAAAGCAACUAAAGAAUACUUUUACAGGAAAGAAAGUCCUAGCAGAUGACACAACAACAACAAGAGCCACUUUACUAACACGAACCUUAAACUGCAACAACACAUAUAUGGAUGAUUCUAACAUGUACAGGACGGGUAUUGGAGAGUCCACAGUCUCUUUGGAGAGCACCGUCAGGUCAGCCAAGAGCCACAAUAGCUACCUUGCUUUUAUCCUCAGGGAUGAAGCUGCUCAGAAGCUCAGUAUGUCUUCAGGACAGACCCGCGCUGGUGUUACAGAGGUGGACUCCGCACAUUUCCAUAGAAACCGAACACGCUCCCAUGGACAUGACUCGGACUCGGACAGCGAGUUAUCUCUCGAUGAGCAUAGCAGCUCUUACGCUUCUUCACGCUCUUCUGAUAGUGAAGAUGAAGAAAUUGAAACAGAGCAGCAGUGGAAACCAACCAGCCCUAAAAACAAUGAGCGUGGACCUGUGCAUAGUACACCUAAAGUGGAUUCUGUACCAAAUCACGUGAAGCCAUACUGGCCUGCUGACUGCAUUACAGCCAGUGACAGUGAGGAUCAAGCUGGGAAAAGUACGCUGAAAGUAGAGACCAAAGUAAAUGUGGAACUUCAUAAUGAAAACAAGGUUAAUCACUGCGGAGAGAUACCUCAUGACAAGGAGAACGAAGCACAGACUAAGGACGGCAAGAUGGUCAACAAUCACAACAAUCAACAGCCAGAACUAAGAAAAGGUAUUCUAAAAAAUAAAGUCACAUACCCUCCUCCUUUGACAGACAAAAAUCUGAAAAACCGUCUACGCGAGAAAUUAGACUAUAAUCAAAGCACUAUUUCAUCAAAGACUUCCUCUUUAUGUUCAAACGAUGGCAUCCGUCCAGUUACAGACACAGCGAUAGCCUUAAAAAAUGCACGCAGAGAUCAUUCUCGAGAGCAAGUCAAUGGCAUGGCGAUGAGUGUACAGGUUGGACCUACAAAUGGAGAGGCUUCAGACUCUGACGGCAGUAAUGAAACUUCAAUUUGAAUCAUCAGGAAAUCGUGAAGGCUGUUAUAGUCCAGGAAUCCCUCGUCCGAAAGCUUGUGACUUCCCGAACAUCUGGGAUUAUACAGAGGAACGCAACUGUGGUGGUCGAGGAUGUAUCAUUGCUAAUGCAAUUACCUUAUUUAGCAGACUUGUGACUGCUUCAUGAUAUAAAUAAGAAACUAGAGGGCUGUGCUAUCGGGAUCCAUGAUCAAUGAACGCACCCAGUGCCAAAUAUGAGAGCAUAAGCAAGACUCCAUUCCCCUGGAUGAAAAGGACAUCACAAGAGAGGACACAGCAGAAAGUAACUGAUGGAUUCACAGGUCCAUACAUUGCAAAGGAGACUGUUUCGUGGUGUAGUCUAAGCUAAGUGACUCAAGAAUUCAUGUAAAUACCAUGGUUCUACUAUAGUAAAAUCGGCACAUGUACAGGCGGUCCUCCAUCUCUGGGUCCAGCGGCGCUGAUUUGCUUGUGUUCUGUCACAAUGUGACCUUCCGGCCUACUGAACAAUGCACACCACGAAAUGACACCAAGUGCCCUUCAUUCACUUCACCAACUUAUGUGUCUUAAAAAUCAAUGUACAAAUCUGUAAAAUGAUAUGGUUGUAGAUAUUUUAUAUAUUUUUACAGGGACUCUUAAACAAAGCUUUUUUUCUUUUGUAAAUUUUACUACUAGUUUUGUUUAUUUGAUACUCACACAGACCUGCUGAAAACAAAUAUUUUUAUACUACAAAGAUUGCACGUUACUUGAAUUUUAACUUUUGUUGCAAAAAAAAAUCAUUUUUUUUAUUCCAGAAACUUGCGUCCAAGUUCACACAUGGAAAG
Molecule: messenger RNA, 9788 nt
Organism: Nanorana parkeri
Lineage: Eukaryota; Metazoa; Chordata; Amphibia; Anura; Dicroglossidae
Gene: CELSR1
Product: cadherin EGF LAG seven-pass G-type receptor 1
Exons: 35
Coding region: 1-8967 (2988 amino acids)
Biological process (GO): homophilic cell-cell adhesion; cell surface receptor signaling pathway; G protein-coupled receptor signaling pathway
Cellular component (GO): plasma membrane
Molecular function (GO): G protein-coupled receptor activity; calcium ion binding
Source: RefSeq, a predicted model, not a curated record